Camponotus floridanus (Florida carpenter ant) is the source of this 5327-nucleotide messenger RNA. RefSeq lists its product as uncharacterized. The coding region runs from base 8 to 4444 and encodes 1478 amino acids. Gene Ontology annotation, molecular function: G protein-coupled receptor activity. The transcript is spliced from 21 exons. Gene Ontology annotation, cellular component: membrane. The record is from RefSeq and is a predicted model, not a curated record. Lineage: Eukaryota; Metazoa; Arthropoda; Insecta; Hymenoptera; Formicidae.
ACUUUUCAUGCUACAGAUUCAUCGAGCGACGAUGAAGUCGACUGUAUCUGGCGCCUUUCUUCUUCUGUAUUUCUGCUGCGCCAAUCUACCGAGUGUUACCACGAACUUCGAUUCGUUUUGCGGUGGUCAUUUGGCGGGUCCUAAAGGCGUCAUACAUACGCCGAAUUUCCCCGGGCCGUUUUCGGUCCCGAUCAAGUGUCGCUGGGUGAUCGAUGUGUCCGACAUCCCAUCGACCAAUAGCUCCAUCGUCGUCUACCUGACGCAGCUCUACGUCUACAAGGGACUUCGUUUCACCGAGUACGCGUAUUACGAGUCCGAGACUAUGAACUUCGGGGAGACCUUGAUAAAGGAGGUGACAGAAGGUAACGUCUUCGAGUAUCGUCUUCUCAGAACCUUCAGGCCGUUUCUGGUGGUCGACUUCGAACUCGAUCGACUCGAGGGUAAUCACGUCAGAGUGUUGAACGAUCUGUUGGACGUGUAUGGAUUCAACGUGACAUACGAAAUGACCGAGGAACAUCCGAAUUCUGAAUCCUGCACUGUGCGUGACUGUUCCUUCGCGGGGAACUGUCUCGUCAUCGCGGAUUACACGUCUUUCUGGUGCGAAUGUUUCAACGGUUUCAGCGGAAAAAGCUGCAACGAAGGUUCGUUAUGUUUCAAUGAUGAACAUAAUCCAGUUUGUCGAAACGGAGCUACAUGCAGACAAAUUGGGGCAGAAGCAAUGCAUUGCGAUUGUUCGGUCGGUUAUGUCGGGCAUAAUUGUGAAACUCGACUUUUGGAUACUUUAGACACUGAAUGUGCUUCGGAAAAUUGCAUACUGCAAUGUCCACUCGACAAUCAGCAACCGUGUAUUUGUAAAGACGGCACGAAGAUAUACAACAAUCGAUCGAGAUACGAGUGCAGAAUCAAAUUAUCGAAUGUUACAUCUCUCCGCACGGGUCUAACAUCGCAGCAUGGAAGUUUGGAAUCAAUCGUCAGCAAACAACUUGCAAAAUAUUUGAGGAAUUCCAAUAUUACUUUCAUGGAGGAAUUAAAAAUUCUGAACGUGACACCCACGGCCGAAGUUACUUUUCAUUUCUUCGGAAAUUCCGACGAUGGGGAUAAAAUUCGCGAAUCUCUCAAUCGACUCGUACAACGUCGACGUCUCAGCGAAAUCUCACUAGAAUCCACGCACUUUACAUUUCAACAAAAGCCCGCACUUAAAUUACAGAGUCUGAAAAUUAAUAUGAACAUUAACAUGAACGAUUAUAAUCUCAUUCAUUUGGGAGAGGAAAUUGUCUUCUGGUGUGUAGCUCAAGGAAGUAUAAAAUUCACUUGGUACAAAGAUGGCAUGUUGGUAAACACAAGCAAAGCUACCAGAGAAAUAAAGAUUAGCGAUUUGCCGAAUGACGGAUCGGAUAUGUACGCAUCGAUGUUGAGAAUCGAGAAGGCGACUUUGCUUGAUUCUGGUCAAUACACAUGUCAAGUGAUGGAUUGGAGUGUACAGCAAUGCAAAAGUACUUACGUCGAAGUCAGAGACGAGCCGGAAGUAAAGGUGAUACCGAUGAGCGUCACUAUAGAAAAAGGUAGCAAUAUACAACUGACAUGUAUGACUCUCAACAUGCGUAACAUCGGCAUCGGAUUCGGUUGGACUAAGAAUCGCGCUUUGUUAAAAUUGGAGCCCGGUCAAGCAGUUUGGGAGGAUCUAUAUCCAGCGGGUAGCAUUUUAAAGAUCACUAAUAUUCAGAAAUCCGCAAUCUAUACCUGCAACGUAGCACACAAAUCCAUGUCCGUCCGAGUUGAAGUCAUGAAUCGAACAUUAAUACCGAUAUGCCUCAACGGGGAAUCCUGGGGUUUGCAAUGGCCGGUCACUGCACCGGGAUCGGAAGCCCUGUUAGAAUGUCCUCGAUAUUUUGUAGGCCGACGAGUAUCCAGGCUAUGCUCGAUGAAAGACGCUACCACACCUGAAUGGCAGAUACCGGAUUUUUCAUCUUGCUUAUAUGAGCUGUUACUUUUACCUUACAAUAACUUUCAAAGUCUGAUGUUGGGUUAUCAAAGUACCUCGAGCUCAGACACGAUCCUCGCUUUUUGGGAAAUCUUGCGAAAGCGUACAUUGACACUCUAUCCUGGUGAAGGUGAUCGCAUAAUGAUCAUGUUGGCGGAAAUUGAACGGUAUCAGCACAGUACCGAUCCAUCGGAUGCAUAUAUCUCCGCAGAAGCUUUAACUCAUAUAAUAAAUCAUAUAUUGAGUUACGAGAAUUCGAUUUUAAGUCAAGAGAAGCUAUCAGUGCUGCUUCAGCUUACGCAACGCAAUUUAAUUCAUUGGUCCGAACAAUUGAAAAGCAUAAGCAAACAUUUAUCCCUAUCAUCCAUGGUUGUGGAUAUUCAACAACUGCAAUCUCACAACGGGGAUAGUAUUACGCAUUCUCUUCAGAUACCUUCGACCGAUUAUGUAUAUCCUGAUUGGUAUGAAGACAAAAUAACUAUACGAUUAUGGACGAAAAAACAACGCAACAUAAAGUCUAACAACACAUUUACUGGAAUCAUUAUUAUGUACAAAAAUAUGUCACAUUUUAUACCAAGAGCGUACGUUAAAGAGCUUGACGAUGGCACAGAUUUGGAAUUUCGGAUAAACUCUCGAGUGAUCACCAUCGCAGUUCCCUCUUUUGGUGCCGAUAAACAUAACAAGAUCUGGGUUGACCUGCAAAUUCGACAUUUACAAAAUCAAACGGGUUCCUGGAACACAUCAUGUGGCCUGAUGGAUAACGCAGGAUCGUGGGAUCUCAAUACUUGCAUAGCAAAUACAAUAUCCGGCGAUGUAACAACGCAUUGCCUGUGCCCUACUACGGGUACCAUCGCUGUUUUCUUAACAACUCGUGCGGUAAAAGUAGUAUUGGCGAAAACGGAGCAGACCACGUUCAUUAUAAUAUUCGGAUGCAGCAGUUGUCUUGUUCAGUGCUUGCUAUCUGCUCUGAUACUAGGUACCUUUUGGUGGAAGCACAAGAGCUGGCUGAAUUUUUUAAAACUUCAAUGCUGUAGUGCGUUAAUGGGCGCGAUGGCAAUCUUCAUUUAUGCUAUCUAUACUAAUCUCCCAGAAUCAUUUUAUUCACUCGUAGCGAUCGGAUUAGAAGCAUUUCUCCUCGUAGGCAUGUCCGCACCAAUUUCCGAAGCUCUAAUAGUAUAUGCUGAACUCACACAGAUUCGACCGAGUCAACAUCUUCAACCAACAGUAAUCGCCGUGAUAACCGGUGUCCCAAUCUUGGCUGUAUUCGCGACCGAAUUAACAAAUAAAAGUACUGGAUGGCGACACGAAUCCUGGUGGCUCAUAUAUGGCAGUGGCGUCUAUAACAUAUUUGUUAGCUGCGCUACGAUGAUGUUUUUAAUAUUCAUGUUACUAUAUAUGGGGGUGCUCCACAAAGUUCACACAUUAGUGGAAGAGAACGUGAUGAAAAGAGAAGCUAUAGAAACGAGAAUACGAAUAUUACAUCGUGCGGCCAUCGUUAUAUGCGGUAUCAUCGCCAUGGAAGCAUCCUCUAUUUUUUACAUAAAUUCGUCGUCCGUAAUUUUCCACUAUGUAUUCGCAUCCUUAUCCUUUGCUCUGGGUUUUAAAAUAAUAAUUGUAUACAUCAUUAACGGUGAGAUCGCUAUCAUUGGGCCAAUGUUGCGAAGAAUUAGAUGGAAACGCAAUGUGGACGAGGAACAGACGUCAGAGCCCAUCAAAGUGUGUUCAAAAGCUGAUGCAGAAGUGGAGAAUGAUUCAGCGAUUCCUCCAGCAUCCUCUUCAAUCAUUGGCGAGUUAUCGUACCGAGAGGUGCGAGGAGUCGCCGCGGGUAGCAUAGAUAUGCGCGAGUUUAUGAGUUCGGAAUCAUCAUCCGGAUACACCAAAUCCGUCCCCGUUCCCGUGACCGGCAGAUUCCUGCCAGAAAUCCGAGUGGACCAUUCGGACGACAUCGAUCUGGAGAAUUACAGUACAAGUCCGCGCAAAUACCAGGAACCGCCGACUGUGUUUGUCGAUCCAAACUUUUCUGCACGUGGUUCUCGUGUCAACGACGUGGUGACCUACGGUGGCGUCAACGAUUGUUGCAGCUUUCGUAAUGAAUAUCGUGGCGAUGGUAAGAGCUUUCUGCCGGUGGCGAACGUGUCCCCUGAAUGCCCUUCGGCUAAGGUUCUCUGUAGUGCCGAUGUGGAAUCACGAUUGGGUGCCAUGCCGGAUGUCACGUUGGCUGUGAAGAGCGAUGUCGAACUAUCAUCACGGACAAACACGGAGCUGAAGAAUCGAGAACACGUGGUGAGCGCCAUCCCGGAUAUUGCCAAUACGAGUGAACGUAAACAGCCUGACGGUGAAGAGAAAACUCCAGAGAUCGUAGUGACCGGUAACUGCGACAGCACGACCAGCGGUAUGCUGGAUCGUAUCUCUCACGAUCUCGACUAUUUACUUAAUCGCACGCACGCGAAAGAAGGAGCUUGAAGAUUAAUUGAGAUUGCAAGAAAAGAAACAGUGAGAAACAUAUAAGUAAACAAUUGUAGAUUAUUAAAUUUGUACAAAACUGGUUUUUCGUCUCACAAAUAUUUCCAUAUAUAAGGUAAUCAUAAUUUGUCUCACGAGUGUAAAGUGUAGUUUAUUUAUGGGGUAAAAUAUUAAAAAACUGAUAUUAUGUUUAUCGCUAUAUAAGACUAGUAGUGAUUCGUAUAAUACGUUGUAACGUAUAUACGAUCGUACUUGAAAGGUGUAAAUUAAGCUUUAAAAUAUUUUGUCUGUUUUUAUUUCUUAGUCUCGCGUACACCUGCAUACGUCAGACUAAUCGUAAUGUGAUCGCUGAUUAUAAAUUGGCAUAGUCAUAAGAAAAAAAUACGAAAAGUAAUUAUCAUCACAUUCCAUCCAUCAGAAUCAAGUAUAAUCUUAAACUUUUCGUGCUCCAUUUAUAUUUACGUCCAUUGUAUGUGAGGAUGUUGUGUGAGAUUUAUCGUAUCCCCUCUAAUAAACAAAUAUAAAAAUCAAAAGUACAGUGUACUGCAUAAGCUUUCGCGCGAUUCUCACCCAUCGAACGCAAAUUUUCAAAAAAGAUGAGGUAAUCCAAAUAAUAGUACUUUCGAGUUAAAGUAUUUAUUUAUCACUGUCAUCGUACAGCCCUUUCAUAAUAUCCACGAGUCAGUCGUCGCGCUUUUUUUUUUCGUCGUUUAUAAUUUGUAUUAUAAAGCUAUACACAUUCAAUUUAGUUUGAUAAUCUACUUACAUACUUAAGAUCGAAGUUUAUGUUGUUGUAGGUAGGUAGCAGAUACCUCUAGUUAGGGUUAGUCGUUUACUUAAUGAAAAAUGCUUCACUGAAAAUUGAUUCGACCGAGGUAAGAAA